GGGGUCCUGGGGACCGGGCAGGGAGCAGUGAGUGGGGGCCGCUUAGGCCGCCAAGAAGCCUCGGGCUUUCCUGAGGAGAGUAUCCGGAGCGGGAGGCCCGGGGCCGGCGAGCUGCUGCCAUGUCCAGCUCCCGGGUUUGCCGCACGUGCGGCUGCACGGAGAUUGACAUUGACCAGGCCCGGGGCGAUGCGGUGUGUACAGCCUGCGGCUCCGUGCUGGAGGAUAACAUCAUCGUGUCCGAGGUACAAUUCGUGGAGAACAGCGGCGGUGGCUCCUCGGCUGUCGGGCAGUUCGUCUCCUUGGACAGUGCUGGUAAAGCUCCAUCGCUAGGAACAGGAUUCCACACCAACCUUGGGAAGGAGUCACGUGCACAGACUUUACAGAAUGGUCGGCGACAGAUUCACCACCUGGGUAAUCAGCUUCAAUUAAACCAGCACUGCCUUGAUACUGCCUUUAACUUCUUCAAAAUGGCAGUCAGCAAGCACCUGACCAGAGGUCGAAAAAUGAGCCAUGUGGUCGCUGCCUGUCUUUAUCUGGUCUGUCGAACAGAGGGGACUCCUCAUAUGUUAUUGGAUCUCAGUGACCUGUUACAGGUGAAUGUCUACGUGUUGGGAAAGACUUUUCUUCUCCUGGCCAGAGAGCUUUGUAUAAAUGCUCCAGCAAUAGAUCCAUGUUUAUAUAUCCCAAGAUUCGCCCAUAUGCUAGAGUUUGGGGAUAAGAACCAUGAGGUUUCCAUGACGGCCCUCCGUUUGUUGCAGAGGAUGAAGCGGGACUGGAUGCAUACCGGCCGGCGGCCGUCUGGACUGUGUGGGGCAGCUCUUUUGGUUGCUGCUAGAAUGCACGAUUUCAGGCGAACUGUUAAAGAAGUCAUUCGUGUGGUCAAGGUCUGCGAGUCAACUCUCAGGAAAAGGCUUAACGAAUUUGAAGAGACACCAACCAGCCAGUUAACAAUCGAUGAGUUUAUGAAGAUUGAUUUGGAGGAAGAGUGUGACCCACCUUCGUUCACAGCAGGGAAGAGAAAGAUUAGGCUACAACAGCUGGAGCAAGAACUCUCCAAAAAAUUGGUGGAUUUUGAAGGUGAAAUUGCAAGUUAUCAAGAUGAGAUUGAGACUGAGCUGGAGAUCACUCGACCAAGGUAUCGAGGAGCAUAUGCGAAUUAUGCUAAAGGAGAUACUCUGGAUGAUGGAGCUUCGGUAACCUCCAGUGGAUUAGGUGAGGAAGAGGGUGAGGAUGAAGAGCUGACAGCUGUCGCAAACCAUCUGAACAAAGAUUUCUGUGAUGAUUUUCUAAAUGAAGAGCGUCCAAAAGAGAAUGACAGAACAGAUGAGCAGAAAGAAUCGGAGCCUCCACCCAAACCCCCGAGUAUAUCCUCUCUGUUAGGCCCCCUCCCUACAGCAGCCAGCCUAGGCCUGAAGGACUCCAUUGAAGAGUGUAUAGCAGCUGAUGAACCUGAGUCAGGCAUUGAUCCUCAGAAAGGUGAACUGGACUUGAAUGGCAUCGAUGACAAUGAAAUCGAUAGGUAUCUGCUCAACGAGAAGGAGGUGGAAAUGAAAACUGAGCUGUGGUUGAGAGAGAAUGCAGAUUACCUGAAAGAGCAAAAGGAAAAAGAAGAAAGGAUAGCCAAAGAGAAAGAGCUUGGGAUUUAUAAAGAGCAGAAGCCGAGAAAAUCGUCUAAGAAACGCGAGCCAAUCCGAGCCAGCACAGCAGGGGAAGCCAUAGAGAAGAUGCUAGAGCAGAAGAAGAUCUCAAGCAAGAUAAAUUACGACGUGCUGAGGGAUCUCAACAGCAAGGGGAGCAGCACACCAACCCAGGAGGAAAGUGACAGCAGUAACCGUAGCGGUAGUAAUAGCCGCAGUAAGAAGGGGCCAGCCCACCGAAAGUCAGCUGCAAACUCCCGCAGCCUCGCUACACCUGUCAACAACCUGGGCAAGAGGCUUCGGCCCCUGAUUUCUUCAGCAUCUUCGAAAAAACCAGCAAUAAACCUGGCACUUGACUCAGGUCCUGGUGCCAGUCAGACAGAGCAGCCUGUUGCAGUGCUGGUCGAGAGCGGCCCUGUGGUUUAUAAUGAGGAUGAAGUGGAAGAGGAAGAGGAGGUGGAAGAGGAGGAAGAGAACUGUCUCAGUGCAUUGCAACUUAUAGGUGGAAAUGAUUAUGGCUUUGAAAUGGAGGAGGAUGAUGGAUUCUAAGAGGUAUUGGCACUUUCCUGAAGAAGCCUUGAAGCUGGUCGGAAAGUCGGGGGCUGUUUCCUGCGCUUUUCACGGCAGGCAGUUUGCUGGCAGAGCCCCGUUCUCCGGUGUGAGCGGCUUGACACAAGAAAGUAGCCUUUAAAACCUGGGAGUUUCUGUGCCUGGGACAGAAUAUUGGUGGCAUGAUGAAGGUUUUCAGGCACAUGUGUGACUGAAGAACUUUUUUUUUGAUCAGGAUCUAUUUGAAAAUGAAAUGAUGACCUUUUGUUUUUUGAGGUUUUUUUUGCAUUGUUUAUUUUUUGUACAGAAUUUGUUAUUUAUUACAGUUCAUUUGAAUAAUUUAGUUUUUGUAUUUCUGUGUACUUACCACCCUGUGGAACAGAAGUGCUUGAAACAAAAGGGUGCAGGAGAAAUGAUUGAGAAACCUGGGGCACAAGUGUGGGAAUGCCAACUUGAAAAAAUUCCAGAAGCACACCCACACUUCCAUGUGCCUGAUUUUUACCGAAAUUGGCUCUAAGCAAUGAGCUGGUAACCUCCAAUAGGGAGAUGUUGGCAAGAAAUCAUCAUUGUCUAAUCUGCUGAAGGUCCAUUUUGUAGUUUGAAACUUUGCAGAAAUGAUCAAUUAUGUUCAAUAAGUCUUAACGGUGGGUGUGAUGUCGCAGUGUAAAGGAGGGCCAGUACUGUUCACUCAGGGUCACGGUUCAAAAUCCAUGGCCUCUGAUUGUUGAUUAUGGAUUCACUGCUUUGAGACAUUUUGAUAUCUUUUCUGCUCAUUCCACAGGAUCAGUGUUUUCCUUAAAAAAAUAAAAACAAACAAACUCAGGGGAGUCAGUGUUGUCAAAUGAAGGGUGAUCGGGGAUUAUGGAUUUGAUGCAAUCCUUCAUUUGACUAAUUUGUGUGACAAGCAUGUGACAUCAGAUAUAUUGAGCCAUUCCUGACAUCAAACACUGUGUCUCCACUGCAUUGUGUAACAGCGGGAUUACAUUUACUGCUCAUUCUACGCAGAGCAGCUGCAGCAGUUUCACCAAAACAAAACUAUUAAUUCACACUAUUCAUAACGGAGCAUCUAUGCCGGGAGAACUUGUAUUGUCGCUUGGGUUUCAUUGAAGAAUUAAUGUGGGGUGUGUGAGAUUUUCGCACCAACUUAAACUGCAGAUAAGCAGCCAGCAGUACAAAUGUAGAUUGUGGUGUGUUCCCAUAUGCCUCUCACACCAGUCACUAAUACUGAGAUUAACUGUAAGUUUCAUCUCCAGACGAAAAACAAGUGAUUGUGAAUCUGAAUCCCAUUCAACAGUUGUUUCCCAUUAAAGUUGGACAAAUUAUCGGUUCACCUCCACCUGUUUCUUCCUUGGUGAUUAAAAAUAAUAAUUAACCCCGUCGGCUUCAAUUUGAAUUAACACCCAACAUUAUAAACAACAAAUAUCUCCAUAUCUCCUUCAAUUCCUGUGAAGACUUGACAAAUAAUUCUCCAUUGGGUGGUUAUAAACUGCAAAAAAAAAAUUAAAACUGAAAUUCUUAAACUGUGAUGGAGGUAUGCAUUGAGUUUCUUCUCAAUCCAUAGAUUUAGUCAGUCAUAGAAUAACACAGCAUGGAAACAGGUCCUUCAGACCAAACUGGUCUAUGGUGCCCACUCAGCUAGUUCCAAUUGCCUGCAUUUGGUCCAUAUCCCUCUAAAUCCUUCCUAUCCAUGUACCUAUCCAAAGGUAAUUUCAAUGUUGCUAUUGUACCUGCCUCAAACACUUCCUCUGGCAGCCCGUUCCAUAUAGGCACCACUCUCUGCCUGAAGAAGUUGACCCUCAGCUCCUUCUUAAUAUUUCCCUUCUCACCUUAAACCUAUGCCCUCCAGUUUUCAAUUCCCCACUCCUGGGAAAAAGACUAUAUGCAUCCAUCCAAGAUAACAAGGUGUAGAGCUGGAUGAACACAGCGGGCCAAGCAGCAUCAGAGGAACAGGAAGGCUGACAUUUUAGGCCCAUCUAGGCUGUCAACCAUACCUCCUAAUUUUGUAUCAUCCACAAACUGACUAAUCAUUACUUGUACAUCCACAUCUAGAUAAUUUCUGUAAAUAACAAAUAACAAAGGUCCUAGCACCGACCCUUGUGGCACACCACUAGUCACAGGCCUCCAGAUAGAGAAACAUCCUUCAACCAUCACUUUCUGCUUCCUGCCAUUGAGCCAGUUUUGAAUCUAAUUAGCCAGCUCUCCCUGGAUCCCAUGCGACCUCACUUUCAUAACUAGCCUGCUGUGCGGGUCCUUGUAGAUAACAUCCACUGCCCUACAUUCACCCAUCCUCUUUGUUACCUCUUUGAAAAACUGUAAAAGAUUUGUCAAACAUGACUUCCCGCGCACAAAUCCACGCUGACUAUCCCUAACCAGUCCUUGACUAUCCAAAUGUUGGUUGAUCCUGUCCUUCAGUAUCCUCUCCAAUAACUUGCCUACCACUGAUGCCAAGCUCACUGGCCUGGAGUUCCCUGGCCUGUCUUUGCUACCUUUCUCAAACAACGGAACAACAUUAGCCACCCUCCAGUCUUCCAAAACUUCAGCAGUGGCUAAGGAUGAAGCAAAAAUCUCUGCAAGAGCCUCUGCAGUUUCUUCCCCAUUCUCUCACAAUGUCUGAGGAUGGACUCAAUCAGGCCCUCCACACGUUAGGCUGCAAACACCUCCUCUCUAGUAAUGCGUGCGUGGUCCACAACAUUCCCACUUGUUUCCCUUAUUUCCUUAGGAUCCAUGACUCUCUCCUCAGUAACACUGAGGAGAAAUACUCAUUAAAAAUCUCCCCCAUCUCCUGUGGCCCCACACAUAGACAGCCGUGCUGAUCUUUAAGGGGACCUAUUCUCGCCCUAGCCACACUCUUACUCUUAAUAUAGCUAUAGAACCUCUUGGGAUUAACUUUAACCUUAUCUGCCAGAUCCAUCUCAGACCCUCUUUUUGCUCUUCUGAUUUCCCUCUUAGGUAUGUUCCUACACUUUUUAUAGUCAUCGAGGGAUUCACUUGAGCCUGAAAUCUUAAACCCCAAUGUGUGCCUGCUUUUUCCUGACCAGAGCCUCAAUAUCCCUCGUCAGCCAGAGAUCCCUAAACCUGCCAGCUUUUCCCUUCACCCUAACAGGGAUACACUGCCCCUGGACUCUUAAUAUCACCCUUUUAAAAGCCUCCCAUUUACCAGUCAUUCCUUUCCCUUCAAACAGACUCACCCAACCUAAAUCCUGCCCAAUGGACCCAAAAUUGGCCCUGCUCCAGUUCAGCAUCUUAACCUGUGGACCUGUCCUAUCCUCCUCAAUAACUAUGUUAAAACUAAGGCAGUUAUGGUCACAGGACCCAAAGUGCUCUCUGACUGGCACUUCAGUUACUUGCCUGGCCUCAAUCCCCAGGAGGAGGUCCAGUGUUGCACCCUCCUGAGUAGGGCCCACUACGUAUUGAUUUCAGAAAUUUUCUUAGGCACAUUUGAGAAAUUCCACCCUAUCCGAGCCAUUUACACCCUGGGUGGACAAGUCAGUAACAGGGGAAAUUAAAAUUUCCAACAAAUUAUCCCUACAGAUACAUACAAUCUCUACACAUUUGCUCCUCUAGUAUCCACUGGCCACGUAGAGAUCUAUAAUACAGUCCCAAUAGACUGAACACCCCCUUUUUGUUUCUAAGUUCUAACCAUCUGGCCUUAUUUGAU
Stegostoma tigrinum is the source of this 5844-nucleotide messenger RNA. It is a transcript of the gene brf1b, whose product is annotated as BRF1 RNA polymerase III transcription initiation factor subunit b. Gene Ontology annotation, molecular function: RNA polymerase III general transcription initiation factor activity; TBP-class protein binding; RNA polymerase III type 3 promoter sequence-specific DNA binding. The transcript is spliced from 18 exons. NCBI's taxonomy places the organism in Eukaryota, Metazoa, Chordata, Chondrichthyes, Orectolobiformes, Stegostomatidae. The record is from RefSeq and is a predicted model, not a curated record. Gene Ontology annotation, biological process: transcription by RNA polymerase III; transcription preinitiation complex assembly; DNA-templated transcription initiation. Gene Ontology annotation, cellular component: transcription preinitiation complex; nucleus; transcription factor TFIIIB complex. Bases 120 to 2186 code for a protein of 688 amino acids.